AUGAAUUUCUCACGGUUCCUUGAUAUACAAUCAUGGUGGGAAGUGCCGAGUAUCGCGUAUUUCUGUUCAUUAUUUCGGACUGCUUUCAAUCUUUUGGAUUUUGACAUUGAAGAGUUAGAGGAAGCCCUCCUAACUGACGGCGCUGAGGACUCGGGCAGUUCUCUGCUAACGGAAUUAAUUGUCAGACUUCUAAACGGCUGUUUAGGCAACAAUGACAUCUCUGCCUUCAAUUAUCAGAUGUAUCUGAGACGCCUCUUUCGGCAAAAAUGUCAAGAAUCAGGCAGAUACAACCCGUUCAAUACUGACAUUGACUUCCAAUUCCUUCCGCUGCGGAGAAAAGUUGAAAUCUUGUAUGCACUAUGUGAUUUCCGGCUGGAUGCUGAAGAUGUUUUUGAUCUUUUCAAAAACCUUGAAGCCGAAAGUUUGAGGCUGGAACCAUUAGGAUGGGAUGACAACGACUCUGCAUAUUGGUAUUUCUAUGGCACAAGAUUAUACAGAGAGGACAUAAUAAGAAAACCAAAGGGAAAGAAAAAGAAGAAAAACAAAGAUAAGAAAAGGGGGUGGCUUCAUGGCGAGGACUGGAACGAUGAUGAAACCGAGAGGGUGUGGCAAGUUGUGUGCUUCACAGAAGAAGAUUGGACCCACCUGACACAGCGUUUCAGUAAGGCAAACAGCAAGGUUGAAAAGGAGCUGUUUAGGUCACUCUCACAGAAUUUUAUGCCAGAAAUACCAAGACUCUUUCAGGAAAAAGAACGUCUACAGAGGAAAAGGCGUACGUCGAGCCGAGUGCUUCAGAAAAUACGUCAGAAGGAGGAGGAGGAGAGCAGCAAGGCGACCACCGAUAUUGAUACGUCUAAGGACUCAGACAGCAAGGAAAGCCAAAAUCUCGCCAGGCGAAACCGGGCCAAACGACGCAAUCUGCUGAGAUCAAAAUCAUCGUCGUCAGACGCGUCUGAUAGUAGCGAUAGCUCAGAAGAACAGGAUAUGCCACAAAAGGCAAUGAAAAAGUCAAAUGGCGGUGGGAAGAGGUCGAAGAACUCGUCCGCCACGCAUAAGGGCGAACCUCCUCCGGAACCACCGAUAAAAACAGGGCGUAAGACCAACAAUUCGUUAGCUUCAGCCACAGGCCAGAUCCUGAUACCAGAUAAUGUUGAACCAGUCAACAGCACCAGGAAGAAGCUCAAGACUUCGCAAAUAUUCAGUCAAACCGAUGAAGACGUACAAAUCGACAUGUACAAAGUAUUAGAGCAGUUGACGAGCCACGAGGACGCUUGGCCCUUUCUGGACCCGGUGGAGGAGGAAUACGCGCCCAAUUACUACACGGUAAUCAGGCGGCCAAUGGAUCUUCACAAAAUGGAGGAACGCCUGGACGGUGGUCACUACACUGACUUCUCUAUAUUCAAAGCGGACUUCAAACUCAUUGUGAAUAACUGCAGACUGUACAACGGACAAGAUAACGAAUAUACAGCAAUGGUCGACAAUUUACAAGCUGCUUUCGACCGGCUGACUGAAAAGUAUAUAUAUCGCGUCUCCUCUUCUGACGAAGAGAUCGCAGUGGAGUAUCAACUUCCGACGCCUACGCGUCGCCAGAAACGCAAAGCCAGCGACUCUCCAACUAGACAGCUUCCCGGCAAAAGAAAAAAGCACAAAUCCUGUUCGGAAGAUACUGAACCUAAAUCUAGCACCUCGCAGAGCAAAAGCAUGGAGGCAGUCGAUGCGAAUGAGACCUCAGAGAACGAAAACAAUAGUGUUGAGAACCAAAAACGAGAAGAAGGAGGCGAUACCAAGAUGUCCAAGGAAUCUCACAAGGAAAAGGGGAAGAAGAAACGCCACCAUCACAGACACGGAAAGCACUCUAAGAACCACAAAAAGAAGCAGCAUAGUUCAAAAAGCAAACAUAGCAAGAAACACGGCAAAAAUAAGGACAAAGACGGCAAGAAAUCCAAGAAGAAAAAGAGUAAACAUCCGACACCGGAACCCGAGGUGGUAAAGCGAAGUGACUCGCAGGUAUCUCUCUCUAGCUCCAAUAGAAGUCGCAGUGCCAGUCCCCUGCCUUCUAUUCACACUCCUUCACCCUCACCAACUGAACUAGACAAAACUGAGAGCGGCUCGGCAGACUUCGAUAAAAUUGACUACGACCAACCGGCUACGUCGAAGCAUCACGCUGAAAGCGAAUUCCUAAAAGACAAAUAUGAUAAAAUCAAAGAACGGCGCCGGCACGCCGCCAAAGAUGUGUGGGAAUCUCUUUUUGAUUACAAACAGAAGAGCGACAAACACAAACAAAACUUAAACAUCCCCGAAAAAGAUAAGAAUCAAAAAUUACGCGAGACCAUUGAAAAGUUGAAAGCUAAGAACGAAAAGUACAAAGACUCCUCAUUAUUUACUAGCCUUUUCACCCCUCGGAGUACAAGAAGAGUGGAAAAAAGACGAGAUUAUAAAGAAAUCAGUGAUGAAGACUGUUCAGACGAUGAGCCUCUAGAAAGUGUUAAAGGAAAGUGUCUUAACAAGAAAUUGGUGAAAAAGAGUUCAGCCAAGAACGAAUCCGCUUCAGAAGCUUUGGAGGAAGCAGUCAAAGACAUCAGCAAGUGGCUAGAUGAUGCUCCCAAAAGUUCUGCUGUUAGUUCACCUUGUGAUAGCCCAGCUCCAACAGUGUCCACGGAAGAACAGGAUAGUAGUAGCCGUCAAGAUGACGAGCUCUCCUUAGGCGAGAGGUCAGUGUCUAGCAGAAAAGAUUUCCCAAGAAAACGCCCGUCCUCUCGUGAACCCAAAUUCAUGAAAAGACGAGAAAUACAAAGAACGAUAGAUAGACUCCAACCUGGGAAGAGUAAAGGUAACCUGAUUACUAUUCCAAAAAGUAACGACAAAGUUGACGAUAGCUCGUCGGGUCAAGUCAACUCUGGAGACACUAAAAAAGAACCCAGUCCAAAAUUAAGUUUAGGGUCUGUUCUACCGACUGUUGACUUUACUCUCGGGGAGGACCAUAACUUCGGAAACGACGAGGCGACAUGUGUUGUGAGUAAAGUGAAGACCGUUUCGAAGGUUACCGAAAUGGAGGGCGACAUGGAUGCAAAAGAAACGUCCACAGAGAAGAAGCCAGACGAAAAAAGUCCUACUACAAUUAAGAAGGACGCCGAGGUGGAAACGGAGUCCGUUAUCCCUAUUAAACCAAGCCAAGAGAAGGCAACGCCUAACUUAAGCGCGUGGUUUAAAGCUUUCGGGGCUCCAAAGACGACGACGCCAACUGCCACCAAAAAGAAAGUCGAAGAGAUUGAAACUGAAGAGAAAUCUGCGGAAUCAGUUGUCGAAGUUAAAGCCAGCCCAAAAACUGUAACAAACAAGUUCGAUUCGCCCAACGACCCAAAUUCUCCUAAUCCUGAGGGUGGAGACAGUCCGCAUCUGAGCGUGUCAGCUACGCCUCGUCAGCGGAGGACCAGCACGGGCAGUUCCAUCUCGGAGAGAUCCUCAUUCAGCCAAGAUUUGGACUCGCCACGGCAUCACAUUUCGCAUACAUCACCAUUACUCCGCUCACCGGCCUCACCGCGUAACGACGACUUCCAGAAGAUCUCCUAUCCCAUAAUAAAUGGAACCGUGCGCGCAGGGUUCUACCAGGACACAACGUCUCUUAAAAGCAGUCCCGAUAAGAGUUGUAGCCCGAGGGAGGGACCUCAGUCGCCAUAUUCACCGUACCCGCAACACGUGUACGCCACCUCAUCCACCGCACCUGGAUCUGCGACACCGAACUACUUUGUCGACCACAACAAAAGUCCCCUCCCAACGUACAAUCAGAAUACACAACCGCACGGUGAUACUUCGAAGCCUACCUAUAAAACUCCGAGAGCAAAUGAAGAUGGCUCGCCGGAGAUAUACCAGCAGAACCAGUUCAAUAACGGCCCGUACUCUCCGUCCCCGUCUCAGUACUCGCCGGUCCAAACAAAUUACUCGCAGCCCCAAAUCUCACCACAGCCCAUGGCGGCACACAUGCAAAUGAACCUUGCUCAGAUACACGAGCCAAAAACGGCAAUAUAUCCUGUUAAGAAACGAACGUACAACGAACCCGAGCAAUCGGACAAACCGCAGAACAAGGACAAUAUACGGAGCCCCGUCUCUGAAACUAAUAAGAGCGACUACAAAGCGCCGAAUCAGAUGAACGCGAUGACCACCCCGUCCGUAGACAGCAUCGCUCUUGCUCUCAGCGAAAAAUCCCAAAUGGCAAAGUUGAAUCUUCAUUACGAUAACAGGAAAAGUAACGUUUAUGAAAAUAACGAGCAGGCACAUGCCAAUAAUAAACGGGACACGAACAGUAUCGACCUGACGAAACCUCAGGGUAUGACUAAAAAGGACGAUAUAGACAUGGUGAACAUGGGUUAUUUUAACAUCGAAGAGAGGCGUAACAGUAACGAUGCGCGAGACUCCGAUUUCUUGUCCAAAGACAUGAAACCGAAUGGGAACCAAGCUCACAGGGGUUACGAAAUCGAAGCGGUCGCUAUCAAUCUCGGUGUAAACAACCAACCGCAGUCCAGGCCGUCGAGCAAACUGAACACCGCUCCUUAUAAACCCCCACAUUGCCACGAACGACAACACCCCGACGCGCACAUGAAACAAAACAUAACUCAAGCGCAUCAAAACCAGUAUGACUCUCUAACGUCCGGCCAAGCGUUAAGUAGUUUCUCACUCAACGACAUAGAACUAGCCAACAAAAAGUUGUACAACAACAACAUUUCCUCCGCGCCCUUAGACUAUGGCAAUUGGAAAAACACGAACCAAAUACGGAAACCGGAAGUACUACCGUCCGACUACUCGUACAUGAAUAAUGAUGACAAAAACAAAAUGGACUCCGCGGCGACCCUAAUAUACAAAAAUUUCCAACAGCAGCACUACAACAAUUACGCGGCAAUGUCGCGAAUGAACUCGCAGAGGACACAAGAGUUGCCUCAAAGCGCACCUUCGGAAUUAAGGAUCCCCAACCCACAGGGCAUGCUCAAGUACGACAACACCAACAUGAUCUCCAUAGCUGACGACGCUAUAGCUAAGAAGAUUGAAGCGCUGUCCAAGGCAAACAAAACCGAAAAAUUAGUUCAAAACCACGCGCUGAUUUCAUCUAUUCCAUACAAAACUCCAUACAGCUCUCACUCCACGCUCCUCGAUCCGAUCGAACCGCUCCGCAAUCUCCAAAUUCCACAGAUGUCUGAGAGAUACUCUAGCGACGAGCGAUACCUCUCCAGCUUCGCCGGCAACGCCCCAUCACUGUACCAUGACAAAACGUUUCAAAUGGCACAAAUGCUAAACAAAGGCCUCGCUACGUACAGCACAUGCGCCCAGCCUUCGAUACCAGAUAAGACCGACAACGUCGUCUACAAGAAUACUCCGACCACGCCCCAUUCACCUGUCGACGCGAAAGGUAAGGCGAAGAGGAAGAGAAACGGAGACGCGAAGCCGACGAACACACACACACAAUCUUAUUCAAUACCUUCUAGAGGGAGUGAUGUGCUGACGUACGUGAAAAGUAGUAUCAUGCCAACGAGUGCUUAUAGUUUUGGCUCUGCUAACAUGGCCCUCGGCGGAAUGUAUAGCGAUACCACUGGAUUUUCCAUAGAUGACUUCAGAAACAGCACUAACCAACUGAUGGCCGCUAACUACAUGGCCGCGGCGGUCGCCCAUCAGCGGAACGAAGCUAGCACGGAGAAGCUGAUGAAACCCGCCCAUCAAAACAGCAACCACGCCAGCGGCUCGUUCCCUUUCAUGGCACACUCGCAGGUGCGGGCGGGGUACCCGUUCGUGGGCAUGGACGCUUCGUCGCCUAUGUACCAGCAGUACAUACAGCGGUACCAAGAGGAGCUCCAGAGGCAGACCGGCGCGCAGAUCAUGGGACUUUACCCACCGACGUACCCUCCUACACUAGGGGUGCGGCAACCCUACGAUUCCAUUAACAGACCAUCGUGGAUAUAA
Molecule: messenger RNA, 5946 nt
Organism: Leptosia nina
Lineage: Eukaryota; Metazoa; Arthropoda; Insecta; Lepidoptera; Pieridae
Source: the annotation of a GenBank genome assembly